This is a messenger RNA of Mollisia scopiformis, 2013 nucleotides long. RefSeq lists its product as uncharacterized. The record is from RefSeq and is a predicted model, not a curated record. NCBI's taxonomy places the organism in Eukaryota, Fungi, Ascomycota, Leotiomycetes, Helotiales, Mollisiaceae. The transcript is spliced from 6 exons. Gene Ontology annotation, molecular function: hydrolase activity, acting on carbon-nitrogen (but not peptide) bonds. Bases 1 to 2013 code for a protein of 670 amino acids.
AUGUACAGCAUACACAAGAACUUGUUACCGCCAACAGAGACCUGUCUUACACCCUACCAUGCUCAAACAUUAACAUCUUUGAGAUUUGAACUCAAGUCACCCAUUUUCCACAUUGGAGAUAGGUAUGCUACCACUGCACUAAGAAGUCUUUGGUUGGAUGAUUGGUUGGGAGGGAAAGUGCUUAGUUGCGGUUAUGAGUUCGGGCAGGAAAUGGGGGUCGUCGUCGAGAAUGUUUGGUGGGUGGAAGGGGGGGCUUUGUGGUGGUGCAGGGUUGUGAGAAGGAGAUCCCCCACUCUCUACUGCGUCUCCCCCUCGUCCCACAUCACGACCCUCAACACCUCCCUCCCCCACGCAAAAUGCAUCCGUGUACAAAACGGCGUCUUCACAGAAAUACUGACCUCGAUCCCUAACGAGAAAGACAUCACUUAUCUGCCCGGCUAUAUCAUACCGGGUAUCAUCGAAUCGCACGGCCAUAUCCUGCAAUAUGGCGAGAUGCUCGAAUCCGUUUCCCUAUACGACGCGAAGAGUAUGGAGGAGGUGAGGGUUCGGAUUAGGGAAUUCCUAAGCAGGCAUGAAGGGGAGGGAUAUGGGACGAGAGAUAAGUGGGUUCGAGGUAUUGGGUGGGAUCAAAAGUAUUUUGGGGGCGUGAUGCCUACUGCUGAAGAACUAGCAAUCGAUCCCGAGCUCUCGGAUCUGUACAUCAUGCUCGAUAGAGUAGACGUCCACUGCGUCUUGACUUCCCAAAAAGUCCUUGAUCUGCUCCCUGACCCAUUACCAGAAGCUCCACCAGGCGGAGUCAUCAUCACAGAUCCAGGUCCAGGAGUCUUUUGUGAUAAUGCGAUGGAUAGUAUCAUCUUCCCGCUCGCACCAAAACCAGAUGUCGCGCAGAAGACGAGAUGGUUCAAAUCCGCGAUGGUGGAGCUGAAUAAAGUGGGUAUUAUCGGGGUUGGAGACGCGGGUAUGAGACCUGAUGAUGUGAGGAUUCUGGAGGGGAUGGCGGAGAAGGGGGAGAUGAGUGUUAGGGUUAACGUUAUGCUUGAGUGUGCGGAGAGGAAUACGUUUUGUCCGGAGGAGACGGGGAGUUUGAAAUUACUUGCUGCUCCGGAUGGGUUGGGGGAGCAUAUGUUGAUGUUGGGAGGAGUGAAACUGUUUGCUGAUGGGGCAUUGGGAAGUUGGGGCGCGGCAUUACUGGAGCCGUAUUCGGAUAAGGACGAGACGAGUGGGACGAUGUUGAUUAAUGAGACGGAGUUGACGAGUGUAGUCAAGAAGUGGUUCGACGCAGGAUUCCAAGUCAACGUCCACGCAAUCGGAGACCGAGCAAACCGAGCCGCAGUCGACGCCUUCGAAAACGUCCUCGGAAAAGACUGCACAGGUUGUAACGAAGCACGAAGAUUACGAAUCGAACAUGCUCAAAUCAUCCAUCCAGAAGACCAAAAACGCAUUGCCAAAAUGGGUAUAAUCCCCAGCAUCCAACCAACCCACGCAACAUCAGACAUGUCCUAUGCCCUCUCCCGUCUCGGCGCCAAUCGGCUCUCCCACUCCGCCUACAGGAUGCACUCCCUCUUCCCCCUUUCCACCCCAAAUUCCAAAACCGGAUCCUAUCCCGGCCCAGUCCUCGGCUCCGACUUCCCCGUCGAACCACCAAACCCCUUCCACGGCAUGUACGCAGCCGUGACUCGCUUGAAUCCGGCCACAGGAAGUAGUCCAGAUGGUGAAAAGGGCUGGUAUAUGGAGGAGGCGCUGAGCGUGGAGCAAGCGUUGGUGGGGUUCACGCGGAAUGCGGCGUAUGGGUGGUUUCGGGAGGGGGAGAUGGGGAGUAUCGCUGUGGGGAGGUGGGCGGAUUGGGUGGUUGUUGAUAGGGAUUUGUUGGCGGAGGGGGAUGGGAGUGGGAGGGGGUUGAGGGAUGUGGUGGUUUGGGAGACGUGGGUUGGUGGGAGGAGGGUUUGGGGGGUGGGCGAUGAGGCUGUUGGAGAUGGGGAGGAGGAGGGAGGGGAUGGGAAGGACGAGCUUUAG